AACCGUAAUAAUUUAAAUAACUAUAUUAUUGCUCUUUUAUUUCGUCAUUAUUUUUUUAAAUUUUCAAAUCAAUUUCGUUACAUUGGUAGCCAUUAGAAGUAAAGUGAUUGAUUUGACUGUUGUAGUGAAACAAAUUUGAAACGUUCCAGUCUGAAGUGUGUAGCUAACUGCUCAAUAUAACUGUCAAUCUGGGUGUAGAAAUUUAUUUGUAAUUUUCACCGGUUCUCAUGUGUAAUUCCAUUAAGUGUUAGACCAUAUUUGAACAAGGGUUCGUUGCGAAAUAAUGUUCUAUGGUGUACGUGGUGCCUAAAUCAGUGCUAAAAUGGAUGACGGAACUGUGAAGAUCCAGUCUGGGAUUAACAUCAACAUCAAAAGAACAGAUGGCCGCAUUCACUCCGCCAUCGUGUCCGGCGUCAGCCUGGAGACGCGCUCGGUCACCGUGGAGUGGUACGAGCGCGGCGAGACCAAGGGCAAGGAGGUGGAGAUCGACGCCAUCCUCGCGCUCAACCCGGAGCUGGCCGGCUCGAGGCACACGCCGCAUCUACAGCCUAUGCCUAAUAAAAUUACACGGGAGGCAUCGGGCUCCUCGUCGGACGACGGCGGGUUCCUGGCGGGCGCGGAGGGCGAGGGCGCCGGCGAGUCCGGCCACACGCUGCCCGUGCGCAACUCUCGGACGGACAUGACUCGACAAUCCAUCCACCAAUCCAUCCCAGUGCCCACGAAAGCUCCGUCAUCGCGGACGACGCGCAACAACCAGGUGCGCAUGUCCAAUGCGCCCGGCUACACGAACGGACACGGCGGCGACACGACGGGGCGGCGGGGGGCGGAGAACGUGCCGCCCCCCGCGCAGCCGCCCGCGCCUGUGCCUAAUGUAUCCAGAGUCACGCAACAGCAGGCACCAAUGUCAUGCAACUCGCGCACCGGCAGCGUCGCCUCAGUCGUGUCGGCUUUACCUGCCAACUUAACUUCCCGCAAGAACAAAGAGUUCAACGCAUCAAACACGAACACCGGCCUAACUCGUGGCAACACGGGUACCGGUGCGGCGUCCAGCGCCGUGAACGUGCCACACGCCGUCUCCAGCGGCGCCGUGCGGCGGUCCAAUGUUGUCAAGGAGGUCGAGCGGCUCAAGGAAAACCGCGAGAAGCGGCGACAGCGGCAGGCUGAGCUUAAGGAGGAGAAGGAAGCCCUAAUGAACAUGGACCCCGGCAACCCGAACUGGGAGUUCCUGGCGAUGAUCCGCGAAUACCAGCAGAGCAUCGAGUUCAGGCCGCUCACCGGCAACGAGCCUGUCGAAGACCACCAGAUUACCGUGUGCGUGCGCAAGAGGCCACUCAACAAGAAGGAGCUUACGAAAAAAGAGGUGGACGUGAUCAGUGUGCCCACACGCGACCAGAUGAUCGUCCACGAGCCCAAGAACAAGGUGGACCUCACCAAGUACCUCGAGAACCAGAAGUUCCGCUUCGACUACGCGUUCGACGACAACUGCACCAACGAGAUCGUCUACAAAUAUACGGCAAAGCCGUUAGUGCAGACGAUAUUCGAAGGCGGUAUGGCGACGUGUUUUGCCUACGGACAGACGGGCUCUGGCAAAACACACACCAUGGGUGGAGAUUUCCAGGGCAAGACACAGGACUGCAAGAAGGGUAUCUACGCGAUGGCGGCGCGCGACGUGUUCGCGUACCUCAAGUCGCCCAAGUACAAGCCCCUCAACCUCAUCGUGUCUGCUUCCUUCUUCGAGAUCUACUCCGGCAAGGUUUUCGACUUGCUAGCAGACAAGGCGAAACUGCGAGUACUGGAAGACGGCAAGCAGCAAGUUCAGAUCGUCGGACUCACGGAGAAGGUGGUGGACAACGUGGACGAGGUGCUCAAGCUCAUCCAACACGGGAACGCCGCCAGGACCUCUGGACAGACGUCGGCGAACUCGAACUCGUCUCGGUCGCACGCGGUGUUCCAGAUCGUGGUGCGGUCGCCGGGCAUGCACCGCGUGCACGGCAAGUUCUCGCUCAUCGACCUCGCCGGCAACGAGCGCGGCGCCGACACCUCCUCCGCCAACCGACAGACCAGAAUGGAAGGCGCUGAAAUCAACAAAUCCCUGCUCGCUCUCAAAGAGUGCAUUAGGGCGCUAGGCAUGAAAGGCAACCACUUGCCGUUCCGAGCGUCGAAGCUGACGCAAGUGUUACGGGACAGCUUCAUCGGCGACAAGUCGCGUACUUGUAUGAUCGCCAUGGUGUCACCAGCGCUCAACUCUUGUGAACACUCGUUGAAUACGCUACGAUAUGCUGACAGAGUGAAAGAACUGGGAACGUCGGACGCGUCGCGGCAGCGCGCGGAGUCGCCCGCCGCCGACGUGGAGAUGGAGCCCGAGCACGACGACCUCGCGCAGCUGCGCUCGCUCAACGAGGGCGACAUGUCCGCCGAGAUGUACACGUUCCACGAGGCCAUCUCCGAGCUGCAGCGAGCCGAGGACGAGGUGCUCGACAACCACAAGGCCAUCUCCGACUACAUGCAGCACGCGCAGCAGCGCUGCCUGCAGCUGCUGCAGCUCACCAGGGCCGUGGACUACGACCAGGACGCAUACGCAACGCAAUGGGAGGAGCUUCUGAACGAGCAAUUGGCUGUGCUGGCGCAGUCCCGCGACCUGGUGGCCGAGUUCCGCGCCAAGAUGCAGCAGGAGGAGCACAUCAGCCGCCGCAUGCAGCCGCCGCACCACUAGCCUACAUGCUGCCCGUCUACACCCUACACGGUUGUGGCUAAUCUCACAUGUCUAUACGCUACGGUCAGGGACUUUGUUGUACCGUUCCGUACCUUGUUACAGUGAUAAUAAGAGCUGAUUUAGCCGACGCGCGAACUCGCAUGCGAUUUUAGUUACAUUGCGGACGGUCGGUUACGUCCAAUUCAACCGACCGAUCAAAAACCGCAAUGUAAUGAAACUCGCAUGCGAUCUCUCGCAUCGUCUAAACGUAAAAUCCCUAGUCACUAAAGAGUACUCCCGGUACUGAUUUUUAAACAAGAACGGAUACGGGACCGAGAAAUCCCGGCUCAUACAAAAUCAGUACCAGCAUUCCCUACUAGUGGCCUUCGUAUUGAUUAUCACUGUGACUAGGUACUAAACGGUACAUAAAUCAAGUUCCUUGACUGUUCAUAGGUCGUUGAAAUAUUCUGGUGAAUUCAAACUCUUCGGAAUCUUCGACGACUUGUGUCUUUUGGUAGCACGGAGUCGCGGCGCCGGCGAUCAGAUCGGGUUGGGUCAGUCGUAACAGAAACACUCUUAAUUGAUAUUAGAUGGGCUUUGUCUUUGGAAUAAAGUUUACGAAUUAUUAGUUAAACGAGUGGACCAUAGUGACUGGUUAUUCCUAACCGUUAUUGUGAUAAAAUAAGGUCUGCCUGUGUUCGGUUUCAUGCGUUGCUUGUUGAUAAUUUGGACGCGUUUUCGAUAUCUAAAGGUAAUAUCGAGCAUCAUAGGAAAAUCUUUGCGUGAGAUAUAAAAGUAAAUGAUAGCCAAUCAGUAACGUAUUUAUUGCGGUUUCAUUUUUUUUGUAUAUUUAACAUCAAUAUUUUUCUAUGAAGAAUGAUACGACUUCUCUGACUUAACGUUACAAAUGGCUACUAACCUAAGACUGGGCAUAUUCGGGUUGUCUAGGGCUGUUCGAGACUGAAGCUGACAGCUUUUUUGUUUAUGAGUUUAUUUUAAGAUUCUUGAUGUCAUUUUUGCUAGAAGUCAGUGUCUUUUAUUCAGCUCGUUUUCUUUGUGUUAAAUUGAAAUUUAGAAGUAUUUUUUACUGUUAGUAAUAUUGCCAUGCAUAUGAAUUAUUGACUGUCUAUUUUUGUAUUCUACUCUAACACAAUGUAACACAAUGAAAAAGUACAGUGAUCAUUCUCAUAUUAAUCAGCAUUAAUUUAUUAAAAUACAUUAACUCUUGGCGUGAAAUGAAAGAAAUUCCCGACAACUUUUCUGAACUUCAUACAGCUCAGCUCUCAAAAUAUACUAGGAAUAUUCACAAACACUGUCAUCGAAUUUCGUCAUCUCCGUUCCACGUUAUCGCUUCAAGUUCCACGAACUCUAUAUUGACCUGGCAAUUAGCGGUGGUGGCCGAGUGGAUAUGACGUCCGACUUUCAAUCCGGAGGUCGCGGGUUCAAAUCCUGGCUCGUACCAAUGAGUUUUUCGGAACUUAUGUACGAAAUAUCAUUUGAUAUUUACCACUAGCUUUUCGGUGAAGGAAAACAUCGUGAGGAAACCUGCAUACAUCUGCGAAGAAAUUCAAAGGUGUAUGUGAAGUCCCCAAUCCGCAUUGGGCUAGCGUGGGGACUAUAGCCCAAGCCCUCUCGCGCAUGAGAGGAGGCCUGUGCCCAGCAGUGGGACGUAUAUAGGCUGAAAUGAUGAUGAUGAUGAAUUAGAAUUCACAAGUUCCACGAACUCGACCUGGCGAUCAGAAUUCAAUUCUAGUUCUUAAACCUCAAGGUAGUUUUUUGGCUAGCAAAUUUUGAUAGAUAACGAAACGCAGUUUGUAGGAUAAUACAAACUAAGCUUAUGGCGUCUCCCAGUAUACAUACAUGUUGUAAAUGUCUCGGAUCUCAGCCCGCGCCUGCGCCGGCGCCGCGGGCAACUGUUCCAUUGUGUAUAAAUAUUAUCAGUACUCGUCGGACGGUAAAAGAACGUCCUAUGAUCAGUUGGCAGUUUUGUAUUUUUUAUUAUCCUUUUUUAUUUUCAUUCAAUUUCUUACGUGUGUUUUCAUGUGAAUUUUAGAAAUAAUUUAAACGGAUCUUAUUUGUUUAGAUUUCGUAAACUGAGAGUUCGGCUGUCAAAUUGAUUGGGCUGUUCAGUUAUCGUCCCUCCUGAUCUUACCAUUAUGUAAGUAGCUGGCCUGUUUAUCUUCCAUUUAAUUUUCGAAUGUCGAGUUACAGGAAUCUUCCUAGAAAUGACUUUCAAAAUCGAUUCUUCGUCAAUUAUUCUCUCCUUUUCAUUCGCACUUAGUGUGAGUGGGAGAGUUUGAGUAGAUUCGAGUUUGGCGUUAGCAUAUCUAUAUGCUUAUUUUCUAAACUUUGUAUAAACUGCGCCCUCGAAAUAUAGACCUUAUUUCGAUUGUAGUAAAAUUCGUUUUACAAAGCUUUAGAAGAUAAGCGGUAGUAUGCAAGUUAGUGUACAAUGACAUUGUCGUAACGGAUGCCGUCGCGUUGUUGAAAUGAUAGACUGUUUACUGUAAGUGUUUUAAGCACAAACCGGCGAACAUCACAAACGCGCUGUGUAUAUAAUGAUAUCGGUUAAAGACUCGCGAUCUAGUGUAUAAUGUAUAGAAUUAUCUACAAAAACUGCUACGUCAUCAUCUCAUUUAAUCGCGGCUCUUGUAGAUUUAAAUUCACUAGGUUUGGGGUCUAGGUGUCUAUUCCGAAAUGUAAAUAUAGUUUUAUCUCUUUUCUUGCCAUAGAGAAAGAGAGAGAAUAUUGUUGGAAUUUUGGAGUAGAUUCUCUGGUGCGUUCAUGGAAAAUAUUUCCUCUUAACAUAAGUGACUUAUGCAUUUGCAUUUAACUCAUCUAAUGGCCUAUCUCUUAGAGUCUUAAUGAGGAUUCUUUUUUAACCCGCCUAAAAUAAUUACGAUAUCAUUAUUUAAGUUUGUAAAUCACAAUGGUAUCUUUUUAUUUUCAUUUUAUAAUUAAUUAUCCUUUAAAUAAAACAUACAAUACAAAUGUAGAUUUAUGAGAUUAAAACGUGUUAAAAAGAAUUCUCUAGAAGACGAAAAAAUUGUAGAUAUAUUCGUAUUAAAAUGUGAGAUUGGGUGAGUACAAAGACCAGCGUGCCCAGUGGUUGUUUUGCAUGACGUUUCCAAUUGAAAUUAUAGUAACGAUUAGUUGCCAGAGCUUGAUCUAAAAACGAUUUCUUUUCAAAUUAAUUUGGUGCAUUAGAAUGCUGGUGCUUUGUCGUAAUACGAUUUAUAAUUUCAUUCGUUUCAAUUGCGUUUUUCAGAUCUAGUUCAAAUAAAUAUUACAUUGUCAGUGUGAAAUAUGCCAGCUCAAGCCGGAGACUACUUAUACGGUAUACGUUUAAUGUGCUGCCUUAUUCUGCUUGUUAUUAAUCGUUGUUUAAAUUGUAAUAAUUAUAUUCAUAUCAUUGUCAUUGUGUUUCGAUCAUACCACGACAUUAAGCACCCAAAGGUGUUGUGUAUUCGAGAGAGCAUUAGAGUGAGAAUAAACUCUUAAAUGAUGAAGUAGUAGAAAGAGUUGUUGCAUUAGUUUCGGUUUUUUUUUUGUUUAACUCAUUGUAACAUAUACUUAAGUUGAAAACUCUCCCGAGUACGUAAGACUGGUCUCAAGGAACCACGAAAAGUAGACGAAUGUACAAAAGUAAUAGACUUCAAAAUUAUUGUUGGUCUCAUUUAUCUUAUUUUCGUGUUUCUAAACAGUGCUCUAGUAUAUUAAUUGUGCCUAACAAAUGAACUAAAAUCCAUAUGCAAUGUGGGAUCGACGUGUAAAUGGUUGUGUACAUAAUUUAGUAAUGUUAAAAUUCAUUCCGUUGCUUUUAUUUUGGCGUUCCGAUUUGGUAUUGCGAUGGGGGUGGAGUGUAACCCUUGUUAUGACAACGGCACCGUAGCGUACUUUGUAUGCGUGGAUUGGGAAGGAAUGUAUUUAUGGGUUCAGGGUAAAACUCAUUGGAUUGUGUUUUUCUAUACUUAUGAAAUAGGUAUCCACUCGUUCGUACAUGAUUUAUUUGUGUACAGUAACCAGAAGUUAUAACACACUUUGUUAAAAAUCUUAAGAGGUGGACGUAUGCCUGCACAUACUGAUCCCAACAUACCUCUCUGAACCGAAAAUGCUUAAUAUUCAACCUACUAUAGAUCCAAGGACUUUUAUCCCGAAAUUGUUUGAAUUAGUGUUAACACAAACUUGUCGGAUGCCCGAUAUCUCCUCCUGCGUCCUGCAGGUUGCCAUAGCAACCCGAGGGACCGACACAUGGUAGAGACAGCCGUAACGGCCCUGGACGGAUCUGGUCCUAACCGCGAUAGGACCUAGCUUUCAACCGGGCGUGGUAGGUUUUAAAGGAAUUACUUAACAUGAGCCGACGUAAUAAAUUCUACACACAGAUUUCUCUUUUUCUAUUUAACUGUAAUUUAUUUUUACAUUACGAAUAAAAAUAGUAUCAUGUCAUAAAAAGCGUAAAAGUUUUUUUCUUAAAAAAAGAGUAAAACCGGACUCGAAUAUUUAGAAAUCAGGGUUUUAUUUUGUUUGUGAGCGGAUAUCUCAAAAUUGUUUACAUUUUAGCAUUGCCUAUGUCCAUUGACAUGAAAAUCGUAGACUAUAUUUUUGGUUUCUUACAACGGGUGCUACCUACUUCACAUGGAGCGGGCUCCUGUACGGGGGAACUACUGCGAACAUCCAUCUUCCUCUUUUCAAUAUUAACCUUUAGACCGCAGUCGGCUGUGGCAAGUUAUCAAAAUACAAUAGGGACAUACGCGGGACUCCGUAAACCUUAAAUAAUCGCGAUCGCCUGGCGUCCGGGGCACGGCAUAUUCCUUCGCCGUCUGGCGUUCAAAAGGUUAAAGGUGAUUGAAUGUCGAUGUUCGCGGUAGGCCUGCCGACGGCUGUAGAUGGCAGCCAUAUUUAUUGCUACGUGUAUGCAAGGAUUGAUACUUCUUCAAAGGUUGUCGGCAGCUUGCCGUCCGUCAUCCUAUAGCUUAUCGUAUUAGAUAGUGCUUAUUAAUAAAUAAAAAUAACUAAAUCAGUACUCUGUAUCAGAGUCACUGCGUUGCGGCGAUUUGAUUGUACUGAACGAAAUCUCUCUUUAUUAUUAUUAUACAUGUUUUAAUUAUUAUUAAUUGUAACAUUUGCGUUGACUGCUCGCCGGCGGCGGGCUACGACGAGGCAGCCGCCUGAGCAAUGCUUUAUUGUAAUAAACGUAUUUUAACAUCGCACAUUAUAAUAAAUUAAUCGAAAUUGAAAA
Molecule: messenger RNA, 7931 nt
Organism: Cydia splendana
Lineage: Eukaryota; Metazoa; Arthropoda; Insecta; Lepidoptera; Tortricidae
Gene: Klp10A
Product: kinesin-like protein KIF2A
Exons: 18
Coding region: 323-2713 (796 amino acids)
Biological process (GO): microtubule-based movement
Molecular function (GO): microtubule binding; ATP binding; microtubule motor activity
Source: RefSeq, a predicted model, not a curated record